GGGAUGAAAAUAUUUAAUGAGCUGUCCCCUGCCCGGUCGACGGAACGAAGGUAGGGCUAGCGGCAAGUGACCCUCCGGCAUCCUUCAGUUCAUCCGCAGCGUCUACAGGUGCGCGUCUCGUGCUUUUAUCGUCUAUAAAUCUGUUCCCCGCGUACGCGCUCGACGUUGAUGUUUCUUCCGCGCGCGCGGCUUGAGUUUAUUGCGAGCGUCGAGCAUCCAUUUCAUUGAUCCUCGUCGACUGGUGACGUGCCGUGCCGGUAUCGAACAUUCUCUUCCCUGUUCUUGUCGAUUAACACGUUCCCAGUAAACCGAUAACAAAUCGCUCUCUAGUAUCACGAUUUUGAAAGUUCACAAUCUCAAACAGGUGUCACUCGCUUCCUUUAACGGAAGAGAUUCUCGACAGGAGGACGUGCGUGGCCUAGUCUCGUUAUAGCUCCGUACCGUCAAUUACGUGAUAGUGUUUGCAUUCGUCGAUCGACCGAGGAUUAAACUUUGUCAGAUGAUGUCUGCUAAUACAAUUACUCGGUCGAUCGAGAUCGGACUGCGGGUCGCCGGCAUCUGGCCAGGCGCGGCCCACGCAAUUGUCAAUCGAUUUUUCUGGACCGCGACGAUGAUAACCGCGCAGAUCUUUCAGUAUCGCCACAUGGUGGUGCACCUCAAUUCCAACGACAUCUCACAGCUGAUGGAUGGCCUGAGCGCGACGCUGUCGUACAGUUUGUUGUUUGUCAAGUUGAUUGUUUUCUGGACAAAACAACGAAUAUUCAACGACGUGUUAGCGAGCAUCGCGACGGACUGGGAGAAAUGCGGGGACACCUUGUGCAGCAUGAGUGCCGUGGCCAAUCUGACGCAUCGUUUCUCCAAUUUGAUCAUCGGCCUGCACUCGACGGCCGUGCUGUUCUACUGCAUCGGCGUCGUCGCUCUGGGCGGCGACGACGUCGCCGAUCGUGAACUUUUUCUCAAGAUGGAGUUACCCUUCGAGAGUGGCACGUCGCCAAUUUACGAGGUCGUCCUGGCCACGCAGUUCCUGCAUCAGAUGACGGCCGCCACUGUGAUCGGCGUGCUCACUGCGUUGCUCGUUACGCUGGUGCUCCAUGCGGGCGGUCAAAUAGACAUUCUGCGGGAAAAAUUAUUGGAAAUUUUACCGAGGAAAAAGGCACCACCUAUCUCUGUGAUCACGAUGGGCUCGUUAAUUCGGAGGCAUCAAAACAUCAUCGUUUUCACCGAAAAGAUCGAAAGCCUGUACUCGUACAUCGCGCUAGUGCAAUUCAUAUCGAACACUAUCGUUAUUUGUUGCCUAGGCUUCAUCAUCGUUAACUCGAUCGGCGACGAUCAAGGCUCCUCUAUGUUAGUGAAAUCUAUCUUAUUUUACGUCGUCAUUAACUUGGAAGCGUUCAUCUUCUGCUACGCCGGCGAAUAUCUGAGUGUCAAGAGCAAAUCGAUCGGCGAUGCGGCAUACGAAUCUCUGUGGUACGAUUUGUCUCCCAGCGAGAAUCGAAUCCUCUUAUUCCUGAUAAUGAGGUCGCAAAAACAAUUGACGAUUACCGUUGGCAAGUUCAUGAAUCUCUCAUUGCAACAGUUUGCGAACAUCAUCAAAUCGUCGGCGUCAUACAUCUCUGUGCUACACGCGUUGUAAUAAUGCAACGACUACAAAGACUAAUUAUUAAUAUCGAGUUACCAUAACAUUGAAAAUUACGCUUGAUGGAAGAUUACUCUAUUUUUAAUAAAAGUCAAUGAUCAACUGAUA
Molecule: messenger RNA, 1744 nt
Organism: Solenopsis invicta (red fire ant)
Lineage: Eukaryota; Metazoa; Arthropoda; Insecta; Hymenoptera; Formicidae
Product: odorant receptor 13a
Exons: 6
Coding region: 500-1633 (377 amino acids)
Biological process (GO): sensory perception of smell; detection of chemical stimulus involved in sensory perception of smell
Cellular component (GO): plasma membrane
Molecular function (GO): olfactory receptor activity; odorant binding
Source: RefSeq, a predicted model, not a curated record